Messenger RNA from Phalaenopsis equestris, 742 nucleotides. RefSeq names its product myb-related protein 305-like. The transcript has 3 exons. Bases 38 to 526 code for a protein of 162 amino acids. Lineage: Eukaryota; Viridiplantae; Streptophyta; Magnoliopsida; Asparagales; Orchidaceae. The record is from RefSeq and is a predicted model, not a curated record.
AUAUCACAGUCUCCGAUUUGGAAAUUCUCUCUGAUCAAUGAGGCCUCCUGGUACACCACCAAUCAGCGAGAGAGAAAGGCAGCCAAGAACGCGCAGACGGUGGAGCUCCGAGGAGGAUGAAGUCCUCCGCAAGUACGUAGCAGAGCAUGGCAAAGAAGAUUGGCACGGCGCGGAGAAGCUUCUUAAACGUUCCGGAAGGGGCUGCUUUGAACGGUGGAGGUAUGGUCUCCGGUCUACAGUCGCCGAACACCCUUUAACCGAUGAGGAGAAAACCAUAUUAUGGCAGCUUUACCAGAGGUUCGGUGACAGUUGGUGUGCUAUAAGAAGAUGUAUACGGCGUGAUAAUCGCUUUUCUGCAAUGAGAUCGGAGUUUGACAUAAAGAAUUAUAUCGAGCAAGUAUUGUUAGAGCGAGCGCAGGAUCCAAAUCGUAAUCCAAAUGAUGUUAAUGAUAAUGAUGGCAACCUAGAAGCUCCACGGGAGGAUAUUGAUCAAAAUAAUGAAGAGGCCGGUAGUCAUGGCAACUAAUCUUUGGAUCUCUCAUUAUCCUUUCGUGUUUCUCCUUUCGUGGCAAGGAACAUUGAUAUUAAUGCUUUGGCGCCCUCAAAUAGCCGUCUACUUAUAAUAUAUCUACAUAAAUUUUCACUUUUUAAAAAAAAAAAUAUUGGGACGUGGUGACCACUGAAAUAUGACACCUUGAAUCUCUUCAUUUUAUUUCUAUAUAAUAUUCUUAUACAUCAGAGC